AUGUUCAAGAAGAGAACUUUGAAGGCUGGUAGCGAUGCUAGGAAGAGGAGAAAGGUAGAAUACGAUGAUGGCGAAGGUGAAACAGUGAAAGAGAAACAAAGUGGGGGGGGGACGGGCUUGUUUGGGGAUCUGAAUGAUGACUUAGACGAGAAAAAUGGUGACGGUGGCGAUGGCGCUGAUGCCAAUGAGAACGGUGACAUUGGGACCGAUGAAGCUGAUAAGGAUGACCAUUAUAAUUCCCGUGGGGACACGCCGGCGUCUGGCCAACCAACAAAAUCCGAAAUUGAUCCAACUAGGAAAAUCGGAAGCAUCAAAACGACCCUCUUGAUGGAUUAUCAACCUGACAUAUGCAAAGAUUUCAAACAAACCGGUUACUGUGGCUAUGGAGAUAGCUGCAAGUUUUUACACUCGCGAGACGAUUUCAAAACGGGCUGGAAACUCAAUCAAGACUGGAAAAUCGAACAAGACAAAGAUAUCGAGGUACUUAAGAAGAUACCGUUUAAAUGCGUUAUCUGUAAACAGGAUUACAAGAAACCCAUCGUUACCGCGUGCGGACACUAUUUUUGCGAGGAGUGUUUCAUGCGGUCGGCUAAAAAAACCGCCAAUUGCGCAGUGUGUGGCGAAAACACACAUGGAGCCGCGAGAAGGGCUAAAGAUUUGGAUAGGAUAUUGAAAAGUCAAUCUGGGACUAUUUAG
Molecule: messenger RNA, 696 nt
Organism: Lachancea mirantina
Lineage: Eukaryota; Fungi; Ascomycota; Saccharomycetes; Saccharomycetales; Saccharomycetaceae
Source: the annotation of a GenBank genome assembly